AUGUUCAAAUUUUGCAUUUUUAUCGCCCUUUUUGGGUUUUUCCAAAUUUCCAAGCAAAACUCCUUGCUGGAAUCCGCUGAAACGAUCGAAAAAACUUUCAAUCGUGAAUUUACGAGUUUUGCUCAAACGGGCGUCGUUUCCUCAGAAUUGCUUGAACUUUAUGACGUUUUGAGACUCCCGAAUGAGGUUCGAUAUACCGAAAUCGGGGAUCUUCCUGAAGCUGCAAGUAUCGCAACUUGCUUGGCGUGUCGCGCUACAAUCUCAACUUUUAUCAAUUAUCGUCGCAAGGACAAUAUGACGAUGGAGCAAAUUUCCGUAUUGGCGAUUGAAUUGUGUCAGCGCUUGAAUAUCCAAACGGAUUACGUUUGUCAGAACAUGGUUGGCGAAAUGGCGCCGAUUUUGUUGUACAUCGUCGAUAAUUAUCCCGAGGUAGGAGCUCAUGACACAUGUGCCAUUGUUGCGCAAAGUGAAAAGUGUGGAGAGCCAAAGCAUGAAAUGUUCGAUUUGGAAAUUGAAGUUGAUGGAAAUGUGCCGGAAAUCAAAGGACACAAAGAAGCAAGUCCCAGAAGCGGAGAAACGUACAAAAUUAUUUACAUUGGAGACAUUCAUUACGAUCCGAGUUACAUGGUUUCGGGAAAUGCAGUUUGUGACGAGCCUACGUGUUGUCGCGUUAAUCAAGGACCUCCGUCGGACCCAAAGGGAGCAGCUGGUCGUUGGGGUGACUAUCGCAACUGUGACAUGCCCUUAGAAACGCUACGAAAUGCUUUCCAUACAAUGAACCAACUUCACGGAGACGCAGAUCACGUUUACUUCGCCGGAGACAUCAUCGAUCACGGCGUUUGGGAAACAUCAACUUACGGAAAUAUCAUAAAUAUCGAAACAAUAAUGGCCUUAAUGAAAAUCGAGUUGCCUUUGGUUCCCAUUUUUGCUACUUUAGGCAAUCAUGAAGCGCAUCCCGUAAACAUUUAUGCUCCGUCGUACAUCACAGAACCCAGUUUGUCAUCUAAAUGGCUUUUUGACUAUAUUUCAUCGCUUUGGAGUCAAUGGUUGCCCGAAUCAUCGUUGGCUACAGUCAAAAAAGGCGGUUAUUACACGACUUUAAUUGCCCCGCGUUAUCGUUUAAUCGUCUUGAACAACAACGAUUGUUACACAUAUAAUUUUUGGUUGUUAACUGGCGCCAAUCAACUUCGGGAACAACUUCAAUGGUUGCACGAUACCUUAUUGCAAGCUGAAAAAAAUGGCGAAAAAGUUCACAUUAUGCGACAUAUCCCGAUCAGUUCAUCCGAUGCCUUCCGUUAUUGGACCCGAGAGUACAUGCGAAUUGUUGAGCGUUUUAGUCACGUGAUUGCGGCGCAUUUUGAAGGUCACACGCAUAAAAAUGAAAUUGGAGUGUUCUAUGAUCGCGAAAAUGUUGAACAUGCGAUUAAUGUGGCUUUUAAUGCGGGAUCACUGACGACUUAUUCCUUCUUGAAUCCGAAUUUCAUGGUUUUGUAUGUCGAUAAGGAGAGUUUGGAAGUGCUCGAUAUGGAAAGUUACAUGUUUAAUUUGACAGAAGCCAAUUUGCAUCCUUAUGAUAACCCGAAAUGGUUUGAAUCGUACUCGUUUAAGCAAUUUUGGGGAUUGGAAGAUUUGAGUCCGAAAUCUAUUAAUGGGUUGGUUGAACGGUUAGUUGCUGAUAAAAGUGAAGCUGCAAAGUAUUUCAAGCAAAAAACCAAAGAAGGCGAUCUCCAAGGGGAAUGCAGCGACAAAUGUCUCAACAGUCAUAUUUGUCGCAUCGUAUCCAACGAAUUUGGCGAUGAACGCAAGUGCAAACAACUUAAUUUGAAGUAAUCGGAAGUUAUUUUUGACAACAAAAAAAUAUAUGAUAAUUUUUUAUCAACUUUUAUUAUUAUUUAUUCAUCAAUUGUAAAAAGUUCACAUUAUUUCUGACU
Molecule: messenger RNA, 1931 nt
Organism: Culicoides brevitarsis
Lineage: Eukaryota; Metazoa; Arthropoda; Insecta; Diptera; Ceratopogonidae
Product: sphingomyelin phosphodiesterase-like
Exons: 4
Coding region: 1-1830 (609 amino acids)
Biological process (GO): sphingomyelin catabolic process; ceramide biosynthetic process
Cellular component (GO): lysosome
Molecular function (GO): acid sphingomyelin phosphodiesterase activity
Source: RefSeq, a predicted model, not a curated record